CUGGAUUUGGACCAAUCUGAGUCCUACCCCUCAGGGUCCCAGCCGCACUGGUUCCACACCCUGCAGGUCCGACGGUACCGAGUUCAGCGAGGGCGCAGCAACAGCGACCCCCUGGGAGGGAAUGGCUGCCAGGACCACAUUGCCUGGAAACCCGGUCUUCAGUUUGGAGCGGCUCAUUCCUACGUCAGUCUGGAGAAACUGGGUGAAGGAGCAUAUGCCUCCGUCUACAAAGGAAUCAGCAGGUCAGUUCGCCCCAUGCACCUGACUACACCUGACUACACCUGUUCUGCAUACACCUGACUACACCUGACUACACCUGACUUCACCUGACUUCACCUGACUACACCUGUUCUGCAUACACCUGACUACACCUGACUACACCUGUUCUGCAUACACCUGACUACACCUGACUUCACCUGACUACACCUGUUUUGCAUACACCUGACUACACCUGGCUACA
Molecule: messenger RNA, 460 nt
Organism: Labrus bergylta (ballan wrasse)
Lineage: Eukaryota; Metazoa; Chordata; Actinopteri; Labriformes; Labridae
Source: RefSeq, a predicted model, not a curated record